UUAUAAUAACUAUCAACCUUAUUAUUUAUUUUUAUAGAAUCAAAAUAAAUAGAAAGGGAAUUAAAAAAUGGUACAUAUUUAAAAUGGAUAGAGAAUCAGAUAUUGAAACUAAAUAUCACAAACUUGCUACAGAGUAUUCUAAAGUGAGGUCCCAAGCUGCCGUUUUAAAAAAGGCCGUACUGGAUGAACAAACCAAAAAUAUUGAGCUGACAGAUCUAGUCAAAAAGCACGAACAAACUAUGCGUAAACGAGAUCAAGAAAUAGAAAGUCUAGUUUUUAGAAACGAACAACUAACAAAAAGAAUAAUGGUUUUACAACAAGAUUUACAAAAUAAUUCUAGUACUAAGAAGAAUAAGAAUAAGCCGGCAGAAAUUUCAUCCUAUAAUGAAGUGGUAGACGUAGUUAAUGAAGAAUUACAAAAGAAAAUAGUGGAGAAUGCUCAGCUCUUUAACACUGUUGCUGAAAGGGACUUGGAAAUAUUUGAUAGUAAGGAAAAAAUAAAAAAUUUGGAGGAAAGUUUGUGCAAUUUACAGAAAGAAUAUGACCGCAAAGAGACAUGCCUUGUCCAAGAUAAAAAUAAAUACGAAACCGAGAUCAAACAACUAAGAAGUUUAGUGGAUCAGUUGACUAGUAACACAAGUACAAAAGCCUGUGGGAAAAGCGAUGAGACGAAUGUGAGUAAAACUGCUGACUUUUGGAAAAACGAAGCCGAGAGGUGGAAAACGGAAUGUGACUUUUUAAGAUCUAAGCCAGAUUCUAGUGAUAAACUAACCAAUUAUUACGAACUGCAAUUAAGUAAAAUUUUAGAGAAAAAUAUUCUGUUAGAAUCCGAAAUAAAAACAUUGUGGGCAGAUAAUAUUUGUUUAAAAACUAGAUUAGAGCAUGUCACGUCGGAACACUGUAAAUUAAAAGAAAACAUAGAGGUAAGCUACGAGGAAUUAAUUACAACAAAUAAAAAUUAUAAAAGCCAGCUGGAUGCCAUGACUGAGCAUCUGGCUGCGCAAAACGAAAAAAUUGCUAAUCAGUGUGAUGAAAUUCAAGUUUUAAGGCAUAAAUUAUCUUUAAAGAAAUAAAGUUUUUAUUUUUAAAAUGUACAAAGUAUAAAAAUGCGUAGUAUUUUAUCAUUCCAGUCAUAUUGAAAAAUAUAUAAAUUGUAAUUACAGUGCACAUAAAUAUUGUUUAAAAUAAAGUUUAAUUUUUCUGCAAGUACUGUUGAAAUAGUUUUUUUAUGCCAGUGUUAAAGAUGCCAUUUCACAAUAUGGAAAUUAUUUGUUCAGUAUGUAUCUGUUAACAAUAAUUCGUUCACAUUCAAUAUACAGGAUGUUUAAGAUAAUUUAUCCUCUCUAUACCUAUUUAAUUUUUGAAAUAAUAAGCAAUAACUGUUAUCUGAAGUUAUAUGUAUUUUUUUAUUUUAAUUUUCUAAGUACCCUAUUAAUAAGGAAAAAAAUUGUAAUAGCAUUUAUAAAAUGAGUGUGUAAUUUGUUGUUAAAAGUGGUUUUGUUCCUUUAUUCACAAAAAUUUUUUAACACUAAUGAAUAAAUGUUUUAUUACA
Anoplophora glabripennis (Asian longhorned beetle) is the source of this 1552-nucleotide messenger RNA. Its product is annotated as protein phosphatase 1 regulatory subunit 21. The transcript is spliced from 4 exons. Lineage: Eukaryota; Metazoa; Arthropoda; Insecta; Coleoptera; Cerambycidae. Gene Ontology annotation, cellular component: membrane; early endosome. The record is from RefSeq and is a predicted model, not a curated record. The coding region runs from base 84 to 1073 and encodes 329 amino acids.